Trichoplusia ni (cabbage looper) is the source of this 6423-nucleotide messenger RNA. RefSeq names its product protein alan shepard (gene shep). Gene Ontology annotation, molecular function: mRNA 3'-UTR binding; poly(U) RNA binding; poly(A) binding. Lineage: Eukaryota; Metazoa; Arthropoda; Insecta; Lepidoptera; Noctuidae. The record is from RefSeq and is a predicted model, not a curated record. The transcript is spliced from 10 exons. Bases 140 to 1687 code for a protein of 515 amino acids. Gene Ontology annotation, cellular component: cytosol; ribonucleoprotein complex; nucleus.
CCGCGUGAACACGCGAUCUGCCACGCUGAAGUCGCUACGUACGUCACACGCGAAGUUAUUACUUAACGCCGGUUCAUAGAAUUAUGUUAUAGUGCUUUAUCGGACUCUCUCUCGUUGAUAGUUCGUGAAAUCAUUUGCGAUGGCUCUUCACCUCGAGACUGCACUGCAGCGCAAGCUGAACUUCAAGAUGACCACGAGCACCGGCGGCUGUAGAUCGGCGAGCAGCGCGGGCGCGGGCGCCGUGACGGUCGCGAGCGCGGGCGCGGGCGCAGGCGCGGGCGCGUGCGCGGCGCGCAUGGCAAGCGCGGGGGCGCAGUACCGCGGCGGCGCGCAGCAGUGGGCCGCGGCCUAUGCGCCGCAGCCCUGCCGCUACCCGCCGCCACAGCCGCAGUCUUACGCAGCGGCGCCGAGCCCAUACACCCAGCACCAGUAUACGGGCGCUGGCAUGGGCGGCGGGUGCGGCGGCACGGGCGGGCGCGUGCCCACGGCGGCGUCGCCCGCCAACACGGCGUCCUCGUCGUCGUCCAACACGGGCUCGGCGGGCGGCACGCGCUCCACCAGCCUGAGCACGGCGCCGCCGCCGCCGGCCUCCUCCGCCUCCACCACGGGCGCGUUGGGCGAGCAGCUCAGCCGCACCAACCUCUACAUCCGAGGCCUCAGCCAGAACACCACCGAUAAGGACCUCGUUUCCAUGUGCCAGAUGUAUGGCAACAUUAUUUCAACUAAAGCAAUAUUGGAUAAAAAUACGAAUAAAUGUAAAGGUUACGGUUUUGUAGAUUUUGAAACAAUCGCAUCGGCGGAGGCUGCUGUUAAAGGAUUACAAGCCAAAGGUGUUCAGGCCCAGAUGGCUAAAGUGGGUAUCUGGUUCCUGCGUAGACUGAACCGUCAACAAGAGCAGGACCCAACCAACCUGUACAUGGCGAACCUGCCGCCGCACUUCAAGGAGAAUGAUGUGGACCAACUGCUCGCCAAGUUCGGGCAGGUCGUAUCCACGCGGAUCCUGCGCGACACCCAUGGCCAAAGCAAAGGCGUCGGCUUUGCCCGGAUGGAGUCCAGGGAGAAGUGCGAGCAGAUCAUUCAAAUGUUCAACGGUAACCCGAUCCCGGGUGCUAAGGAGCCUCUACUAGUUAAGUUUGCCGACGGCGGCAACAAGAAAAAGGCGCUUUACAACAAACAAGACAACAACGGAAGGGCAUGGCGGGACAACAACGAGUCCAUUACCCAGGUAUGCUUGAAUUUGCAGGCCGCCAUGGCUGUGAGCGGCGUGUACGCCAGCGGCGUGGGCGGCGCGGGAGCUGGCGGUGACUGCGCCGGCGUGUACCGCGGCGGCGGCAGCGUGUAUGGCGUGGCGGCCUUCCACCACCACCCGCAGCUACACCACCACCACCACGCCGCGCACCCGGCCGCUUGGCUCGCGCCCUACGCCGCGCUCAUCCCGCCCGCGCACCCCGCGCACCACGCGGCGCACCCUACGCACCCCCAUAUACCCAUCGACGCUGUGCCUAGCCAAUACGUAAACUGGGACAGCUUAAGGCCGGAAAAUGAGUUAUACUAUUUCACGUCGCACCCGUAUCAGUACUUCGCGGGUCCCACCCCGCCGAUCAUCCAGAUGCCGAUGGAGAGCGAGCACGCGUCCACGGCGGCGUCGCCCGACGAGGCCUACCAGCCGUACCCGCCUCCCAAGUAGACCGUAAGCCACGCUACAACACUACGUGCUGUACACGAGCCAAAAAUCAAAGCAACUGUGACUUUUUACGAUGUUAAUUUGUUUUAGUUUUAAUUUGCGGCCGUUAUAGACUUCAUCGAAAGCUCCGCUGCGCGGCGCCCUCGCCCCGCCGGUGUCUCCUUCUAUCUAGUUGUUAAGCCUAUUUACUUGUUCGCCUCGACUAUUUAUUUUCUCGACGGGCUUCGUAUUUGGCUGGUCCUCUUGGCUUUAUGCUGGACGUUCGAUUUGCUGUGAUGUUUUGAUGAGGUCUUUUGACGGUUCGAGGAGAGGAUUUGAUGUAUAGAUAUAGUUGCAAUUUUAAAAGUGUUUUGCAUUAUAAUUUUAUUAUUGUUUUAUGAAAAUUCAUUAAGAUUUUAGGCGCAGAUUUCGUACAUGUUGACAAGAUUAUUUAAGAUAGUUAGGUAUUUAUUUUAGCAUAGAUGUUUCCAUGCACGGAGGGACAAAUUAAACUUGUCCUCGUUGCAGACAAUUCGGUAACUUUUAUUAUAUUAUUUGAUUGCUUGUGUCAUAUCUAUGAACCGUAACUGUUACGUUACUGUUUGUUUCUGGCGACACAAAAACUACGAACAUCUCUAAAUUAAUAAAAGGUGCAAUCACAAUACAAAAGUGUAUCUUAUAUAUUUAAAUUUUGCAAUCAAUCUUUAGUGUCAUUUUAUUUAAAUUUUAUUUGUUCACAUCGGAGUGUAUGAGGAGAGCAAUAUCUGAGAAUCGGAUAAAGGAUAGAUGGAAAAGGUCAUAUCAUGGAAUCAAAAUUGUAAACAAAACUUGUAAAGAAUAAUGAAAUGAAUUAUGUGUGUAAGGGUUAGUAAUGGUGGGUACACCGAUUAGAUCUUGUACGAUAAAAUGCCGGAGAUUUAGAAUCUACCGAUGAAAGAAGUAAGUAUUUUAAAUACAAUCGUUGAGUCAUUUUAAAGUCGGAUAACAUAAAUUCAGCAGCUCUACGUAGUAAACAUAAAAGUUUCGCUACCGGAGACCUUGGGAGAGUACCUCCCGCCUCUCGGAGCGAACAAGAUCCUAAGUGCGAAUUGUGUACAUUUUAUAUACGUUUAGCAUGGUGCUCUAACUCAUGAUGUUCCCAUUAUAUAUUUGUAUGAAUAUAUAUAAAAACAGUAUUAUUUACCAGAAAUAAUAUUCAUACUGACGCAGUCUUCCAAAGAUCGCUAUAUUCAUUUUGUAUGGCUUAGUGACCCAGCAAGCGCCACGGGAGUGGGCUAUGUGCAAAUGUAAAAUUACCUUCCAACAUCACCAACAUAAUUCUAUACUUGUAAGAGGUACGUUAAUUCCUGUUCGACAGUCGGUUAUUCUUUCGUCACAAGUAGGAUUAUCGUUUUUUCGAACUAAUUUUCUGCAUAUGUAGAUGCGAUAUAAAAGUAAACUUCAAUAACAAUAAUUGUUGCCAAACCCUAACACAGACUGAAUUGAUGUAUACCUACUAGUUCCAAAUAUUUCUGAUCCGCGUUUUGGUUCACACAUAUGCGAGUAGCGCGCGUAGCGACUAGCUAGCGUACACGCACGACCAGCGAUCGUGUACUACGACUACUGAUGGGUAAUGACUUCCAGCGGUGACGUCUGCGCUUAUAUGGCACAACUGUGCUGAUGAUACGGCAACAUUUAGCAAUAAGCAGUUGUAUGUAAAGUCUAUUUAUACAUUUUACGAGUCUAUACAAUUUUUGUACAUUGAAAACACAUGUUUGAAUACGUGAAUAAUGAAAUGAUCCUUUUUUGAGAAUCAUGUACUGAAUCAACUGUAGUUGUUAUUUUGUAGGCGGUCGGCACAUUCCACUAGAAAACUCAAACAAAAAUUCCACGAUUGAUUUCCACAUUAUAAAAUGUAAAUGGAUUUGAAAUCCAAAGUGUAACACCGUUUUGGUGUAAAUGAGCACUUUUUGUACCAUCACGUAGGUUUUGGGUACACUUUAUGACUUUAUAUAAAAUUUGAUAUUUUUAUAUUGAAUAUAUAUAAAUUAUACAUGGAUAUGUAUACAUGUAUAUACAUUGUUGAUGGGUACGAGUAAAAGCCUACUAUAUCGCAACUGUUUAAUUAUAUUUUAACAUGUCAAGUUUCAUCAGAACCAAAGUAUACAAAUCAUUAAAGUCGAGUAAGAAGUAGGAAAAUAUUUAUAAAACUGGACUGAAGACUAGUUAAAUGUUUGAUAUAUUAACUGUAUUUUAACUGAACAUUAAGCGGUAACCUCUUUAUUCAAAACCUGCGACCCGACUUGAUGGAGACAACACAGGAACUGAACUAGCUAACAGCAGGUUUUGAAUGAAUAUCGUAGAUUUUCAAUGAAAAAGUAGAUCUGUACUUGAUUUUUAACAAUCAUUUUAUUUUAUUCAGGAAAAGGCUGAAACUGUACUGUUGUUCCGUAAAGAAUUACUUUUUGAAAUGUACAUACCUACAUUAGCUCACGAGAUUUUCACUAGUUACGUACUUGUAACGUACAGCUAAACAUCUUCCACGUAGAGGCACAACGUCGACUAACUCAAGUGAAGUGUGGACAGACAGAACGCAAACACGUAGGUAGCCCCAGAUAGUAGUUGUAUCAGCUGACUGCCUCCAGUACCUACCGUACGACCGCAAUGAGUUGAACACUACGAAUCGAGCGCAUCGCAUACUCUCCGCGCGCUCUGAUCGAAUAUACAUUCGAAUUAGAGUGACGUCAGAGGUACACGUAUGUAUGGACGAACCUCGAUACUCCGCAGAUCAGUACUCGGACGAUGUCUGAUCAAGCCAAAUUUUAUUGAACUGAAUAAGAACCGCCUUUACUUGUGAAAAUGUAAUAACCAUAAAGUGCAAUGUAGUACCGAGUCGCGUGGUACUUAGUUAAGAUAUGAUCGUUUAGUGUCCCACGUACACUGUGGCUUCCUGUAAAUGCAGUCUUCCGAUAGAUAUUUCCGCUAAACUAUGCAUUUAAAAUUGAUGUCAACGUUUUAAAUAAUAAUUAAAUUCAUUUCACGUUAUUAUGAUCACCCGAGUCUUGGUUGAACGUACCGUUAUAAUAUGAUUUCCUAGCUCUGAUGUUUUAGUUUCAUUCCAAUGGGCAAAUCGUUGUUUCCGUAAAUCGAUUGUAUAAAUCAAAUAUGUAUUUUAGUAUAAACACGUACCAAAACGAGCACACGUAACACUGUUAAGUAUUCAUCUAAGUGACUUGUAGUAUAGAGUGUGGCACGGUCCUGUGUAGAGUAACAGCGGCGAAAGCAAAGUAUUUUAGCACGAAAUUAUUUUUCUAAUGCUUCUCUUCCAUUUAAGCAAUAAUAAAUUAAUUUGAUGGUAGUGCCUUCAGCUUCCUUAAAAGUAAUGAUCUGAUAUGAAUACAGUAUAGCAGUUGCAUGUGCUUUACACAAUAUUUUUACAGGUAAUAGAAAACUUACCGUAUUACAUAAACGUAGUGAUAAUGUAAAAAUAAACUAUGUUUAUAAUAUUUUGUAUUAACAACUUAUUGAAGAUAAUGUGGCUGUCUAAUCGUUGCAUUUUUCACACAUGAUGUAAAAUUUAUUGAAAUCGACAGAAACGUAGAUGUUCCUAGUUAGACUCACUUCUACAUUCUAGACGUGUGUGAUAAGAACCUUACUUUGAGAUUACGGACGAUGAUUUGUUAUACAUAAGUAUAUGUAGUGAGAUCUAAGAACACGUAAGGCGAGCACAAAGAUGCGAUUGGAAAACCAAGUCUUGAUAACCAAAACUAUGUUUCAACAGAGAAUCAUGUCGAAGAAUAGAAAUGUUAAGUAGAUGUUUUUAAAAAUAAGUCAUUUAGAUAUAAGAGAACGCAAAGGAAAGUCGAUACAGUGAAUUGUGAAGCUACGGGCACGAUAACGAAUGAACGGCUAGGAUUAGACCAUAGGCUUAAUUAUAGAUAGGAUAGAAUAGCAAACAAUGUUUCGACGCUAAGAUAGAUAGCAUAGAGCCUUAGAUUUAAUAUAUUUGUGCGGCGAGCGGCGCGGGCGCGCGACUGCCGGCUCUAGGGUAGUUUCCUUUGUUAGUUUAUUAAAUAAUUUAAUUUGAAUGGACUGAAGCCGGCAGCAGCGCGCGCGCGCCGCCGCCUUAGCGUAAGGACGUCUAACAGAAUAGAGAACACAUUCUUGACAUAAGUUUCAGUUGAACAACGUUUGCUUUCACCUCUUUCGUUAUGUAGUUGAGUAAGUGUAAAGAAAGAAAAUUACAUGAAAAAAACGGAAGUGUCGAUACGAAUGUAUUUGUCCAAUGUGUAUUAAUAUAGUGUGGUGUUCUACCCAGCAGACUAGUCUAGACAGUAGCAUAGUAUAGGUAAAUAUUUAGUUAGGUAGUAUUAUAGAAUUAUGAAUGCAAAAAAUAAAAACUUCAUAAAAUGUAAAAAAAAAUGAAAUGAAAUUGUUGGUAAGACAGAUUAUUUUUAAGGGACAUGUUGCUUCGUUGUGUUAUGAUGUGAGGUUUGGCAUAACUAUGAUAAUAGUGUAAAAGCAUUUCUCGCAGAGAAAAGACAAAGGAAAGUGAUGUAUCUAUUUUGUUACAAAGUGUUUGCAAGUUUCUAUAUUGUGCUAUGAGCAUUUUAUGUGACCCGCAUUAUUUAUAGUUAUGCUGAAUGGAAACUAAAAUAUAAUAUAAAUAAAUCAAAAUGGUACUAAGAAGCAUGUUUUAUUGUGACGAGUCAUGUUCCUUUGCAUUGAACAUAUUUUGUAAGAGCAAAAAUGAUUGAAUAAAACAAGCGAAACCAAAUCUA